AUGAGGGCGCUCUUCUUGCUUUUUGCACUCUGGGCAAGCCUGGCUCUUGCCAAGGGUUCUCAAGGCCGUCCCUCAUGGCGCUACAUCUCCUCUGAGGUGGUCAUUCCCAGGAAGGAGCUGCACCACGGCAAAGGUGUUCAGCUGCCAGGCUGGCUGUCCUACAGCCUUCAUUUUGGGGGUAAGAGACACGUUAUCCAUAUGCGGCGCAAGAAACUGUUUUGGUCCAGACAUCUGCUGAUGAUGACUCAGGAUGACCAAGGAGCCUUGCAGAUGGACUACCCCUUCAUCCCUCCAGACUGUUACUACCUCGGCUACGUGGAGGAGAUUCCUCUUUCCAUGGUCACCGUGGACACGUGCUAUGGGGGUCUUGAAGGUAUCAUGAAGUUGGAUGACCUUGCCUAUGAAAUCAAACCCCUCAGCAAUUCCCGAAGGUUUGAAUACAUUGUUUCUCAGAUAGUGGCAGAUACCAAUGCAACGGGACCUACCUAUCAAUUGGGGCAUAAGGAGAUUAGGAAACCCCUAUUCUCUGAAGAAAUUUCCAGUCCAGCCCCCAGGGUCAGUAAUAGGAUCUUUUCCUCCCAUAAAUCCAUGAUCAAAGGAUUUGCUCAAAGUUCCAAUUCAAUGUAUCGUUUAUAUAAUAAUGUAAGAACGUGUGCAAAAUUUCUGAUAGACAUGGUUAGUUUAAUGGACUCAAUAUAUAAAGGUCUUGAUAUAAAGUUCCAUCUUACUGCAGUCCUUAUAUUUGAUAUAAGAGAUCCAGUCAACAUGAGUGAUUAUAGAUUGCCAGCUGGUGAAUACCACAGAUUUCAUGCUACCUACUUGUUCAGGAUCAUAAACCCUAGUUCAUCCUUCAUUGUGGUUAAAGAAGGACCAGAAGACUAUCAAGAUGAUCCUGCAGUCUUGGGUUUAUGCUCUCCUCGAUGCCUACAUAUGGUUGUUCACCUGGGCAGACAUUAUUUAUUGUUAGCUGUGAUAAUUUCCCAAUACUGUGGGAGAUCCAUUGGACUGUAUUUUGAUAAUCAUGAGUGCAGUUGCCAGCAGAGGUCCAGCUGCAUCAUGUACAGAUACCCUGUGUUGACAGAUUCCUUUAGUAACUGUUCUUUUGGGCACUCACCAAACAUUCUGAAUAUUAACAAGCAUUGCCUAUUCAAUGAACAGGUGGUAUUCUUUAAUACAAGUCUGACACAUGUACGUUGUGGAAACUCUAUAGUAGAGGAUAGGGAGCAGUGUGACUGUGGCUCCAUCAAGCAGUGUGCCAGCAACCCCUGCUGUAGUAAUAACUGCAAACUUGAAACUACAGUCCUCUUUGGCAUUGCCACCAAUGUAAAAACUAUCAAGACAGUUAGAGUUAGGGAAGAGAAAGUUGGUGAAGCCAAUCC
Neomonachus schauinslandi (Hawaiian monk seal) is the source of this 1379-nucleotide messenger RNA. Its product is annotated as disintegrin and metalloproteinase domain-containing protein 29-like. Gene Ontology annotation, molecular function: metalloendopeptidase activity. Lineage: Eukaryota; Metazoa; Chordata; Mammalia; Carnivora; Phocidae. The record is from RefSeq and is a predicted model, not a curated record. Gene Ontology annotation, cellular component: plasma membrane; sperm head plasma membrane; external side of plasma membrane. The annotation marks the transcript as partial. The transcript has 2 exons. Gene Ontology annotation, biological process: proteolysis; male gonad development.